UGAAAAUUAACCCAAAAAAAACUCGUGAAUUUUCAAAACAGAAAAAUGCAACAGAAUUUAUUCAUUAGGUGAAGUAAAAUUGAGGAAAGGAGAAAGAAAAGAUGGCACCGAAGGAGAGUGGAGAACCCUAAACCCAGUCACCGGGAGAGAGAGAAAUGACGGCGGAGCUGAUGGAGUAAACCUCUCCACCGCCUUCGUACACCAACUGUGGGUGGCUCUGGCCUGACGGGAUACACGACUUGUAUUCUGUUAAUGUACGAAGGGUUUAUGGGAGCACACAGCAUCUUCACACUCACACACACAUCAUUAUCCAUUUUAGCGUUGCUAGUAUAUAUAUGAUUAUGAAAACUGUGGUAGGUCCUUAGUGAAGUCAGAGUGAGUCAAUGGAGUCUCUGAAAUCCCCUUUUCUCUUCUCCACUCCACUCCUCCCUCCACCUUCUCUCACAACCACCAACAACAAACCAAUUACUCGAAUCCGCUCCUCCUCACUGCACAGAGACCCCUGGUCCCUCCCAGACGGGGAUCCCGCCAGCCCCAAGCCCCGUUCCCGAAACCCUAAGAACCCUCUCUCCGACGACAACGCCCGCCGCAUCAUAAAGGCCAAGGCCCGCUACCUCAGCGUCCUCCGCAGGAACCAGGGCCCACAGGCCCAGACGCCCCGCUGGAUAAAGCGGUCGCCGGAGCAGAUGGUUCAGUACCUUCAGGAUGACCGCAACGGACACCUUUACGGGAAGCACGUGGUCGCCGCCAUCAAGAAGGUUCGCGCUCUCUCUCAGAGGGUGGAUGAUGACUACGACAUGAGGAUGGUCAUGGGUUCCUUCGUUGGCAAGCUCACCUUCAGGGAGAUGUGCGUCGUCCUCAAGGAACAGAAAGGGUGGCGCCAAGUCAGAGACUUCUUUGCUUGGAUGAAAUUGCAGCUGAGCUACCAUCCGAGUGUGAUUGUCUACACUAUAGUAUUGCGCUUGUAUGGGCAAGUUGGAAAGCUUAAGCUAGCUGAAGAGACCUUCUUGGAGAUGCUUGAUGCAGGUUGUGAACCAGAUGAAGUUGCUUGUGGUACCAUGCUUUGUUCAUAUGCUAGAUGGGGGCGACAUAAGGCUAUGUUUUCUUUCUAUUCAGCUGUAAAGGAAAGGGGUAUCAUGCUUUCUGUUGCUGUCUACAACUUUAUGCUGUCUUCUUUGCAAAAGAAAUCACUCCAUAGAGAGAUUGUGUUAGUAUGGAGGGAUAUGGUAAGAGAAGGGGUGACACCUAAUGAUUUUACCUAUACUGUAGUCAUCACCUCUCUUGUCAAAGAAGGGCUACAUGAAGAUGCUUUCAAGACUUUUGAGGAGAUGAAAAAUAAUGGAUUUGUUCCUGAGGAGGUGACUUAUAACAUGCUUAUUAAUUUAAGUGCUAAAAAUGGCAACAGGGAUGUAGUUCAAAGAUUGUAUGAGGAUAUGAGGUUUCAAGGAGUAAUUCCUAGUAAAUACACUUGUUCGUCACUUCUAUCGUUAUAUUACAGAUAUGAGGACUACCCGAAAGCCCUCUCACUCUUUUCAGAAAUGAUAAACAACAAAAUUCCAGCUGAUGAAGUCAUCUAUGGUUUGCUUAUUAGAAUUUAUGGAAGGCUUGGUUUAUACGAGGAUGCUCAUAAAACAUUUGAAGAGAUGAAGCAUCGAGGUUUGCUUACCAAUGAAAAGACAUAUUUGGCAAUGGCACAAGUCUAUCUUACUUCGGGGAAGGUAGACAAAGCCUUGGAAGUGAUUGAACUCAUGAAGUCUAGCAACAUAUGGUUCUCUCGAUUUGCUUAUAUUGUCCUGCUACAGUGUUAUGUGAUGAAAGAAGAUGUAGUAUCUGCUGAAGAAACAUUGUUGGCUCUCCGCAAGACUGGACUGCCUGAUGCUGGUUCUUGUAAUGAUAUGCUCAAUUUGUAUGUGGGACUUAAUUUGAUGGAAAAGGCAAAGGAGUUCAUUGUCCAAUUAAUGGAGGAUAAGACAAAUUUUGAUGAGGAUCUUUAUAGGACAGUUAUGAAGAUUUAUUGUAAGGAUGGAAUGAUGCUAGAAGCGGAGCAGUUAACAAAUCAGAUGUUUAAGAAUGACUUAUUUAAAUAUAGUAGUUUCGUCCAGACAAUUUAUUGGAUUCUUUGUCAACAUAAAGGGGAUGAGCAAUCUGAUGAUAAACUUGUUGCUUCUGGGUCCAUUGACAAACAUGAUGUCACGGCUCUAGGGCUGGUGCUCAAUUUAUAUUUGUCAAAUGGCAACUUCAGCAAGAUAGGAACGUUACUGAAGCUAUUACAGGAAUAUCCUGGGGGAUCAAAAAUUGUUAGUCAACUCACCAUCAGCUUGGCCAAAGAUGGAGAAUUGAGUAAAGUAGAAUCUCUCAACAGACAGUUAACUGAAAUUGACAGCAAAAUGGAAGAAGCCACCAUUGCUUCUUUGAUUAGCCAUUGUGGCAAACAACAUAUGCUGAAACAAGCUGAAGACAUCUUUGCAGAAUAUGUGCAUUCUCACACACCUAGUAAACUACUUUAUAACUCUAUGAUUGAUGUAUAUGCAAAAUGUGGUGAGCAAGAGAAGGCAUAUUUGCUAUACAAGCAAGUAACCAAGGAAGGAUGUGAUCUUGGUGCUGUUGGAAUUAGCAUCAUUGUAAAUGCUUUAACUAAUGGAGGAAAACAUCAGGAGGCUGAGAAUAUCAUCUGGACAAGUCUUGAAAAUAACUUGGAGCUUGAUACUGUGGCUUACAAUACCUUUAUCAAGGCCAUGCUCGAAUCAGGUAAAUUGCAUUUGGCAUCCAGUAUUUUUGAGCGCAUGUGUUCCUCUGGUGUUGCUCCAUCAAUCCAAACAUUUAACAUGAUGAUAAGUGUCUAUGGGAGAUCCCAAAAGUUGGAUAGAGCCGUGGAGAUGUUCAGGAAGGCUCCCUCUUUAGGUGUGCCUUUGGAUGAGAGAACAUACAUGAAUCUGAUUGGCUACUACGGGAAGGCUGGUAAGGUACAUGAAGCUUCACAGUUGUUCAACAAAAUGCAGGAAGAAGGGAUAAAACCUGGAAAGGUUAGCUACAACAUUAUGAUCAAUGUAUAUGCUAAUGCUGGAGCUUGCCAUGAAGCAGAGAAGCUUUUCCAGGCCAUGCAGAGACAGGGUUGUUCACCUGACUCUUUCACAUAUCUCUCCCUUGUUCAAGCAUAUACCCAGAGUCUGAAUUACUCUGAAGCUGAGGAGACCAUAUGUACUAUGAAAAGCAAAGGCAUUCUACCAUCUUGUGCACAUUUUAAUAUUUUGAUAUCCGCAUUCAUCAAAGCAGGGAUGAUCAAUGAAGCCAAGAGGGUUUAUGAAGAACUUCCAACUUUUGGUUUGAUUCCUGAUCUCAUAUGUCACCGGACAAUAAUGAAAGGUUACAUGGAAAAUGGAUGCGUGGAGGAAGGUAUCAGUUUAUUUGAAAGUAUAAGCACGUCAAUAAAAGGAGACACAUUCAUCAUGAGUGCAGCUGUGCAUUUUUAUGAAGCUGCAGGAAUGAAAAAGAAAACUGAAGAACUGUUGUGUAUGAUGAACAAGAUGGGAAUCCCAUUCUUAAGGAAACUUGAAUUUGGAUCAAGAGUGAAAGUAAAAACAUCAUGAUGACAUAUAAAUUGAUGCAUUUGUGUGCUUGAGGAGCAAUGUGCUGAUGGUGAAGAAAGGUCAGCUAUGAGCCUAUGACUCGUGACUAAUAGCGCAUGCAUAGAGAUCUAAUUGGCCGUAUUAUGCUGAUGGUGGAAGCCUGAUGAUUGCUGCCUAUAUAGUUGAUGGUGGUGAUAAAAAGACUCCAGUUCAGGUCAGAGUGCUUCUGGCGAUGAUGAGGAUCAGAUCCGGGUUAUGCUGCGGUAUAUCUAACCAAAAUCUGUAUACUACUUAGCUAGCAGAUUUUGAAACAAGGACAUGACUGCUCAAUUGUCAAAGCAGCUCGAGUCACAGACUGUUUGACUGCAGGACGAGGGUACCUACUGUUUGGUCGCAGAUUAUGGUGAGGUCGGAAUGUGAACGGUACAUGAUUUUUCUCUCCAUGUUGGAAAUGUAGGUUUGUUGUAAAUGAUGUAUUCUUGGAAUAAUAGAUGAAUUCAACUACAGGAAUAAAAUUGAUUUUUUGUUUCCCAUAUCUUGUUCCUUUUGCUCCUGCUUAGCGUCAAAUUUCGUGGAGGCUAUUAUGAUUGAAUUUUAGACCAUUUUAUUGGUUGGUUUUUCCUGUUCGGACAAUAUGUUUAGGAAGGACCAUACUCUGAUGGAUAUUGAUUGCAUUGACAUAAUCAAAUGAAAUCUCGUCGGUUUUAG
This is a messenger RNA of Arachis stenosperma, 4274 nucleotides long. Its product is annotated as pentatricopeptide repeat-containing protein At5g27270. Gene Ontology annotation, molecular function: protein binding. Bases 384 to 3587 code for a protein of 1067 amino acids. Lineage: Eukaryota; Viridiplantae; Streptophyta; Magnoliopsida; Fabales; Fabaceae. The transcript is spliced from 8 exons. The record is from RefSeq and is a predicted model, not a curated record.